This is a messenger RNA of Polistes dominula (European paper wasp), 683 nucleotides long. It is a transcript of the gene Ufc1, whose product is annotated as Ubiquitin-fold modifier conjugating enzyme 1. The record is from RefSeq and is a predicted model, not a curated record. Gene Ontology annotation, molecular function: UFM1 conjugating enzyme activity. Lineage: Eukaryota; Metazoa; Arthropoda; Insecta; Hymenoptera; Vespidae. Gene Ontology annotation, cellular component: cytoplasm. Gene Ontology annotation, biological process: protein K69-linked ufmylation.
AUGGCGUUCAAGACAAUUGAUGUUGUGUGAUGUUAACAACGAUUUGAGUAGAGGAGUACUGAUUUAUUUUAUUAUUAAUUACAAUGGAGGAUGAUCAAAAAAAUAAAGCAAUAAGUGGUAUUCCUUUGUUAAAAACUAAAGCUGGUCCUAGAGACAAAGAUUUAUGGGUACAAAGAUUAAAAGAAGAAUAUCAAGUGCUAAUUACGUAUGUCAAAAAUAACAAGGAAUCAAACAAUGAUUGGUUUCGUUUAGAAUCAAAUAAAGAAGGUACGAGAUGGUUUGGAAAAUGUUGGUUCAUACAAGAUUAUUUAAAGUAUGAAUUUGAAGUGGAAUUUGAUAUACCUGUAACAUACCCUUUAACGGCACCUGAAAUUACAUUGCCUGAGUUGGAUGGUAAGACAGCGAAGAUGUACAGAGGUGGAAAAAUUUGUUUGACAGAUCACUUUAAACCAUUAUGGGCACGUAAUGUACCAAAAUUCGGUAUUGCUCAUGCUAUGGCUCUUGGUCUGGCACCAUGGCUCGCUAUAGAAAUUCCUGAACUUAUUAGAAGAAAACUAGUACAUUAUAUAAAACCAGAGAGACCGUUAAUAACACUUAAAACACCAGAAGAUUGAAAGAUAAAAUAAAUUCUUGUAAUAUAUUUUAAAUGAUUUUCUGAUUAAACUAUUACAUAUAUUUUUCAA